UGGUGGCAAGAGAUUCUCGCCGCUACUUUGCUGUGCGCCUCGGUUGUCGCAUCUUAUGCUACGCUGGCGCCGUACGCGGGUAAAUCGCUCCCCGAGUGGCCACGGUACAUCACCAUCAGUGCAAUUCUAUCCAUAUACUCUGUUGUACUGAGGCUAGCUGCUACCUUCUUGCUGGCCGAGGGCCUCGCACAGUUGAAAUGGCGGUGGUUCAAAAAGAGCGGCGGUGUCCCUUUACACGACCUGGUACUGCACGACAGUGCCACGCGUGGCCCGGUCGGGUCUCUCCAGCUCCUGUUCAGG
Messenger RNA from Zymoseptoria tritici IPO323, 300 nucleotides. RefSeq lists its product as uncharacterized. The transcript has a single exon. The record is from RefSeq and is a predicted model, not a curated record. Lineage: Eukaryota; Fungi; Ascomycota; Dothideomycetes; Mycosphaerellales; Mycosphaerellaceae. The annotation marks the transcript as partial.